AUGAGACACGAGAAAGCAAAAGUUCAUGAUACAAGAAAAAGGUUUCGCAUUUCCAAGAAACUUGCAAUAGUUGGCUCAGUUGGUAUCGCAGGGGUGGUCCUAGUAUCAGUUUCAAUGAUCUUUUGCCUCAGAAGUCGAUGGUCAUUCCAUAAGCCACUGAUUUCCUGGAAGAUCGAAUCAGAAGAUCACAAAGUUGAAGAACUUAUGAGAACCUAUGGAUCUCUUGCUCCAAAAAUAUACAAAUAUUCGGAUCUAAAGAAAAUAACAAAGUCAUUUAGCCAUAAAAUAGGACAGGGUGGAUUUGGUCAAGUAUACAAGGGAAUGCUGCCCGAUGGUCGCGUAGUAGCUGUAAAGGUCCUGAUAGAAACUAAUGGUGACGGAGAAGAAUAUGUAAAUGAAGUAGCCAGCAUAAGUAGAACUUCCCAUGUUAACAUAGUAGGGCUUUUGGGAUUUUGUUACCAACCGAAUAAGAAAGCAUUAAUCUAUGAAUAUGUGUCCAAUAGUUCAUUGGAUAAAUUUCUCAACAAUGGACCAUCUGGCACAACUUGUCCCUUGGGAUGGACAACAUUGUACAGAAUCUCCAUUGGGAUUGCUCGAGGUUUGGAAUAUUUGCACCAAGGUUGUAACACAAGAAUAGUGCACUUUGACAUAAAACCUCAUAACAUUCUCUUGGACCAGGAUUUCUGCCCCAAAAUAUCUGACUUUGGCCUCUCUAGAUUGUGCGAGAGAAAGGAGAGUAUUCUAUCAAUGUUGGGUGCCAGGGGAACUGCUGGAUACAUUGCUCCAGAAGUGUUCUCUAGAGCGUUUGGACACGUCUCUCACAAAUCAGAUGUCUAUAGCUACGGCAUGCUGGUUCUUGAGAUGGUUGGAGUGAGAGAUAAUGUUGAAGUGAGCCAAACUAGUGAAGUAUACUUUCCACAUUGGAUCUAUGAACAUCUCGAGCUGGGGAAGGACCUAACUCUACAAGGUAUCAUGAACGACGAAGAUGAAGAAAUAGCAAGGAAGAUGGUUUUAGUUGGCUUGUGGUGCAUUCAGACCAAACCGUCAGAUCGACCAGCAAUUGGGAGGGCAGUCGAAAUGCUGGAGGGAAGUCUUCACUCCCUACAAGUUCCACCAAAACCUGGCUUGUUUUCUCCACCAAAAUCCAUCCUAGAGUCGUUUACAUCAACAUCCACAACGACCUAG
This is a messenger RNA of Lycium ferocissimum, 1185 nucleotides long. RefSeq names its product LEAF RUST 10 DISEASE-RESISTANCE LOCUS RECEPTOR-LIKE PROTEIN KINASE-like 2.5. The record is from RefSeq and is a predicted model, not a curated record. The transcript is spliced from 3 exons. Bases 1 to 1185 code for a protein of 394 amino acids. Gene Ontology annotation, molecular function: ATP binding; protein kinase activity. Gene Ontology annotation, biological process: protein phosphorylation. NCBI's taxonomy places the organism in Eukaryota, Viridiplantae, Streptophyta, Magnoliopsida, Solanales, Solanaceae.